This is a messenger RNA of Tinamus guttatus (white-throated tinamou), 1608 nucleotides long. The record is from RefSeq and is a predicted model, not a curated record. NCBI's taxonomy places the organism in Eukaryota, Metazoa, Chordata, Aves, Tinamiformes, Tinamidae.
CAUUCAAGCCGAGGCACUCGGAGCAUUUAUUAGGGGCUCUCCGCCGCUCGCUCCGCGCCUUGUCUCCGCUCGGGACCUUUAGCUCCAGGCGGCUCCGAUACUUUUAGGAAACAGCUGGAGAAUGCUGCCUCAAGACAUGCUUUCCCUGCUUAUGCUGUUUUGUGUUUUCAGGGCUUCUGCUUCUGCUCUGCACGGAGAUGAUGACUAUGAUCUCAUGUAUGUGAACCUGGAUAAUGAAAUUGAAGGUCCGGUUCUUGGUCCUGAGGAAACGGCUUCGUGCGACUGCCAGCGAGAACACACGGAGUGGGACAAGCUCUUCAUCAUGCUUGAGAACUCGCAGAUGAAGGAGAACAUGAUGCUGCAGGCCAUCGACGAGAUCCUCAAGGUGGAAGUGCAGGCGCUGCAGGCGGAGCUGCGCCGGCUCACGGGCAGCGUGGCCAGCGCGGUCACCGCGGCCGCGGAGAAGGCCACCUCCCUCAGCAAGGUCCUCGAGCACAUCCUGCAGCUGAGCCGCAACGUGUCCAGCAGGCUGGGCCAGCUGGAGAGCGCCUGGCGCCACGGCCCCGAGGAGGACGGAGAUGACUUCGUCCUGAACGCGCUGUGGAAAGAGCUACAGCAGACCAGAGCUGAGCUGAAGGCAUCCCAGAAGUGGGCAGCUCAGCACCUCCUGCCAGCAGGGUGCGAAACAGCAAUUUUAUUCCCAAUGCGUUCCAAAAAGAUAUUUGGGAGUGUUCACCCAACUGCGGCCAUGACACUCCGCUCCUUCACGGCCUGUAUUUGGCUCAAAGCAACUGAGGUUUUGGACAAAACUAUUGUAUUCUCCUACGGAACAAAGAUGAAUCCAUACGAAAUUCAGCUUUAUCUCAGCCGGGGAUCUGCGGUGCUUGCUGUAGGUAGUAACCAGCACAGGCUGACGGCCCAAAACGUGAUUUUUGCUGGGAAGUGGAUCCAUCUUUGUGGCGCCUGGAGCUCAGGAAAUGGAACUGCAACGCUGUGGGUAAACGGGGAGCUCGUGGCCACCACCUCCGAAAUCGCCGACGCUCACACGGUCCCAGACGGAGGAAUUCUGCAGCUCGGCCAGGAAAAGAACGGUUGCUGUGUUGGAGGGGGAUUUGAUGAAGCAUUGGCCUUCUCAGGGAAAUUAACUGGCUUUAAUAUGUGGGACCGAGUCCUGAGCAAUGAAGAAGUAGCCGUGCAGAGUGGAGAAGAUGCUUGCAGCAUCAGGGGCAAUAUCAUCGGGUGGGGAGUCACGGAAGUUUUGCCAUACGGAGGAGCUCAGUAUGUUUCUUAAAAACUGACAAAGUAGAUUCUGAACCAAAAAACAUAGUUAACUCCGAGAAGAAUACCAAUAUGUAUAAGUACACAGAGCCUUAGGAGCCCGAGCCUCAAAUUCCCAAGGAAGAUUAGCAUUGUAAGUUUACCAAAGGAGGUACCGUGGAGAUGGGAUUUGAUCUCUGCCUGCUGUUUUGGCAAAACACUGAAAAACCACAUCAAGGAAUGACAUUGGAAAAGCUGUUCCUGAGGUCAGACAACUGCUGUCUCCCUAGCUUAGUGCUUUCAGAUUUACAGAAGCGAGUGCCACUGUGGCCAGUUGAGAGCAGAGUUUUG